GCCUUAAGCCAGCGCCUGCCAGCAGGCAAGGCUCACUGUGCGGCUGCAGCCAUGGCUCACAUCGCCAAGUCCUUCUACGACCUGAGCGCCACCGACAUCCAUGGGGAGAAGGUGGAUUUCAACAACUUCCGGGGCCGGGUGGUUUUGAUUGAGAACGUGGCAUCCCUCUGAGGCACGACGGUGCGGGAUUACACCCAGCUCAACCAGCUGCAGGCCCGGUACCCACGGCGGCUGGUCGUGCUGGGCUUCCCUUGCAACCAGUUUGGCUACCAGGAGAAUUGCACCAAUGAGGAGAUCCUCAACAGCCUGAAAUACGUGCGGCCCGGGGCCGGCUUCGAGCCCAACUUCACCCUCUUCCAGAAAUGCCAGGUGAAUGGGCCAGAUGUGCACCCCGUCUUCGCCUACCUGAAGGCCCACCUGCCCACCCCGGCCGACGAGCCCUCCGCCUUGAUGGGCGACCCCAAGUUCGUCGUGUGGAGCCCCGUGCGCCGCGACGACCUCUCCUGGAACUUCGAGAAGUUCCUGGUGGGGCCCGAGGGGGAGCCCUUCAAACGCUACAGCCCCAAGUUCCAGACCAUUGCCAUCGAGCCCGACAUCCAGCGCCUCCUCAAGCUAACCAAAUAGGGGGGCAGUAAUGGGAGUCCGGCUGCAGCGCCCCCUGCUGGAGGGGCACGGCGUCAGCGCUUUACCGGGUGACGGCCCCCUUCUAAACCACACGGGAGGGGGCCCGAAGGGGGUAAAGGCACUGAAUGCUCGACCCUCUGGGCACCGGGCACCGCCUGGGGCCAAUAAACAAGCCUGAAGGGA
Molecule: messenger RNA, 807 nt
Organism: Malaclemys terrapin pileata
Lineage: Eukaryota; Metazoa; Chordata; Testudines; Emydidae
Gene: GPX2
Product: glutathione peroxidase 2
Exons: 2
Biological process (GO): response to oxidative stress
Molecular function (GO): glutathione peroxidase activity
Source: RefSeq, a predicted model, not a curated record